Messenger RNA from Penaeus monodon (black tiger shrimp), 1017 nucleotides. RefSeq names its product formin-like protein 16. NCBI's taxonomy places the organism in Eukaryota, Metazoa, Arthropoda, Malacostraca, Decapoda, Penaeidae. The transcript has 6 exons. The record is from RefSeq and is a predicted model, not a curated record. Bases 1 to 1017 code for a protein of 338 amino acids.
AUGGCACUGCUCCCCACACCUGGAGUGCCGCGAGUGCCACGUAGCAACCGAGAGCAUCAGAUGUUUGCCUUGAAGUGCCAUGCAAUGUUGAGAAGGGCCACGUCAGAAGCUGGAGUACCAGGUGCCAAGUAUCAACUUGAAGUGGUAUUUGAUUACGUCGAGUGUCACUUGGUACUAAAGCAAGGAAGUAAAGCAGAGGCCUCACGGUCCAACAACGAUCUUACGCAUGCAGAGUCCUACAGACUAAGCAGAGACGCUCAAAGUCAGCAAAAGUACACCCCGAGGCCUUACGCACGGACGUUACGCAUUGAGAUGUUACCAGAGCUCAAGCACGAGACCGUCAAGCAGGACGUCACUGCAAGGACGAGCUCAAGCCAGGAGAACAACGUCGUCUCCAUCUCGAGCAACAAAGGCGGAGAGGGCUCCCCACCCCAUCCGCACCUCCCUCUGGACCUCCGCCCUCUCCGCAGCAUCCGCCGCGCAUCCCGACCUCCGAGAGCCGGUGUUGUGGGCGCGAUAGACAGUACGACCACCGUCUCCUUCACUCUCGAAGGAGCAAGAGCAGCUGGGAGUCAUUUAGGUGCACAAAGGAUGGAUGUAUUGAGUUCUAGUCUGCGUCUUAUAAUGAUGCUGCUUCUACCUUCCAACACCCCCCUAAAAAAACCCUCUAAUAAACCCCCUCAACGACCAUCCCCCAAAAAAAAUCUAACAACCUCCCAACGAUCUUCCAACGACCCUCUAACCCAACCUCCCAAAGACCUCCCAACGACCUCCUUUUCGACUCCCAAAGACCCUCCAAGAAAUCCCAACGACCUCCCCGCAAAACCUCUCAACCCCCCAACGACCUUCCAAAGACCAGCCAACGAACCUCCAAGACCCCCCCACAAACCUAUAACAACCCCCAACCCACCUCCCAACGACCAUCCAAAGACCUCCUUUAACGACCUCCCAACGACCAUCCAACGAACCUCCCAACGACCUCCCAACGACCUCCCAACCACAAUGACCGUCUUCUAG